Messenger RNA from Cynoglossus semilaevis (tongue sole), 2138 nucleotides. RefSeq names its product opa interacting protein 5 (gene oip5). The transcript is spliced from 5 exons. NCBI's taxonomy places the organism in Eukaryota, Metazoa, Chordata, Actinopteri, Pleuronectiformes, Cynoglossidae. Gene Ontology annotation, cellular component: chromosome, centromeric region; nucleus; chromatin. The record is from RefSeq and is a predicted model, not a curated record. Gene Ontology annotation, biological process: chromosome segregation; CENP-A containing chromatin assembly. Bases 250 to 801 code for a protein of 183 amino acids.
AAAAAAAAAAAGCUUAUUAGGACUCUUUCGUUUGUCCUGAACAAAAAUAUGAAUUUUUUUAUAAACAAUGUAUGGCAAAUGCGCGUAUAUAAUAUGAUUUAAAGAAACGGGAGAUAGUUGGUGGGGUUUUUUUUCUUCUUUUUGGCUCUAGUUUUGUAAGACCAGGUUGUGUGAACGUAUCCCACAAUCUGGCACUAAACUCAAAAUUAGAAGCGGGAUCCACGGCUGACUUCACUGCGCUGCAAAAACAUGGAGUUCGAUGAAAGCCUGUUAGUACAACGAUUCAGUGCAACAAGCAUGGAUAAAGAGACGGGACUCAGAAAAAUUUAUCAUCAACAACUGACUCUACACUGUUCUCACUGCCACACCGUGCUGGGAGAUUCCUGUGGAAUCUGCGGGGAAAUCCAGAGUCUGGACUCCAUCGUUUGUUUGAGUGUUACAACUGAUAUUGUGGUCGGCGGUGCAAACGAUUUUGGACGUAAAGGCGAAAUAGCAAACUGUAUCUAUAGGUCUCUGAUAUGCCGUUGCUGUGCUUCUUUGGUGGGUAAGGUGAUUCUCUCAGGUCCGUCCUGUCUGAGCAUGAUUCGCUCCCUCUUUCUCCUCCACAAACCAGACAUCUCCUGCUACAUCCUUGACAGCAAGUCACUGGUGAAAGCAGUCACAGUCACAUUUGAUGUCAAGCCACUGGUGCCUGCCAUAAAUGAGGUGGAGAAACAGUUUCGAGCUCAUCUGGAAAAUUUUACACACAUGUCAAGCAGGUUGAUGGCUAACAACAGUGGAACAUAUAAACUGGGUCAAUGAAACUAUUCAGACCCGUUAUUAUUCACCAUGUCUUCCUCAGUUUGCUGCCUUAGGUUGGCCAACGACUGAUUGUGUUUUUGUGUUCAUCUUUUUGUUCAUUAAAGGUUUGUUUGUCAGUAUUACUCCUGGUGUGUUCAUCUCUACAUUUCUUAAACCACUCCUACUCUCUUUUUCUCAUGAAUUGGUGUGACUACAGCUCAAAAACUUUAAAUGCUACAAAUAAUACAAUGUGUAAGAAACUUGAGUUCCUCGGAGAGUGGAAGAAAACCCAUGUAAACUCUACACAGAAGAACUGGAAUCAAACCAGCAAAUUGUUGAUCUUGCUGUAAGGAAAGAUGUACCAACUACUUCCACCUUGUGGUCAUGACUUCUCUUCUAGGGUUGAAAACGGCUUCAAUCACAGAAAGACAUUCUUAAAGAAAUGCCUUGUGGCGCAUCAUGAUGUCACUGGACUAGUCCAGCUGUCAAUAAGACAUAUAUCGGCUUUGAUGGAGUCAUGACAACUGAGAAGUGACUCACCUGUUCUUUUGAAUUGCAUUCAGGGCUAACUACUAGUCCCAAAAACUACAACUGGUAGACCUCAAGACAUUUGUGGGGCUACAGGCACGCCAGGGUAAGGUAAAAGUCUGGGUCAUACUGAGUAUGUACUGUAUACCUACUAUAUACAUCGGCCAGGAAAGACUGGUGUUUGAACACAGACCUCGGCUCCUGCUGCAAAAUCAAAACAGUGUUGGUUAUUCAUUCUCAGAACAUCAACGACCAAACAUCCAAUUGGCACCAUGCUGCAUUUUAUUGCUGAAUUUCUGAUACAGACUUUUUUUGUUAAUACAAAACCAGACCAGAGGCUCACAUCUAAUAGGCAUGCUCACGUCCUCUGACUAGAGUGCAUAGAUUCUACACAGUCCAACCUCAGUGGAAAAGUUGUUCGACAAAGUGAUGUUAUUACAGAGUCCCCCAGUCCCCCCCCCCCCCCUCACUAUGAAUAACACUUGAGCAGUGUUGCUCAGCAGCACUAUGGCAGAAACUUCUCUCUGUCACUCCUUUGGUGCUGAUUGGUUUGUUAAAGAACCACAGGAUUUCUGUAGUGUUAAACAACUGGCCCAGAACUUCUGAACCCUUAAUACCCUUUUAUACCCAUUCACAUUACAAAGUUGGAUUAUUGCAUGCAAUACAAAUCAUUCAUAAUUAUGUUAAGUCAUGCAUAUUUUCAAAACCAUACAUAUUCAUGUCGCUAGUUACCUACUUGUUUAUAAAUUGCGAUUAUAAAUGCCCACAAAGCGUUUUAAUUUAAAAUACUGGAUUUAAGAAGAAAUGAUGACGAUGGUCCUGGUGAAAUU